Molecule: messenger RNA, 1184 nt
Organism: Puntigrus tetrazona (Sumatra barb)
Lineage: Eukaryota; Metazoa; Chordata; Actinopteri; Cypriniformes; Cyprinidae
Gene: tmem179aa
Product: transmembrane protein 179a, genome duplicate A
Exons: 4
Coding region: 19-711 (230 amino acids)
Source: RefSeq, a predicted model, not a curated record
AAUGCAGUCGCCGGAACGAUGGCCGUCGAUAAUUUUCUCUUCGGCCAGUGCAUCCUUUAUUUUUUAGCAUUUCUUUUCGGUUUCAUCGCCGUCGUGCCGCUCUCUGAAAACAGCGAUGACUUCCAGGGGAAAUGCCUGCUGUUCACUGAGGGAAUGUGGCAGAAUGAGAACAUGACGAUGGGGAAACAGCGCUUUAUAGUUGAAGAAUGGGGACCGGAGUCAUCCUGUCGCUUCAUCACUUUCGUGGGCAUCGUGUCUCUCAUCCUGUCCGCUGUACAGGCGUGGCGGACCUUUUUCUUCCUCUGCAAAGGCCACGACGACUCUCUUUUCCAUGCCUUCUUGAAUCUGCUCCUGUGCCUGUUGGUGGUAUUUGUGGUGUUUGUGGCCGGUACCAUCUCCAGCGUUGGCUUCAGUGCGUGGUGUGAUGCUGUCACCGAAAAUGGUGCCAUGCCAAGCAGUUGUGAGGAUCUGCAAGACACAGAUUUAGAGCUUGGUGUCGACAACAACUCUUUUUACGACCAGUUUGCCAUUGCACAGUUUGGCCUGUGGUCAGCCUGGUUAUGCUGGUUGGGUCUAACGGUACUAGCCUUCCUAAAGGUUUACCAUAACCACCGGCAGCAGGAGCUGCUAGACAGUCUUGUUCAAGAGAAGGAGCUCCUGCUAGGUCAUCCUUUACAAAGGAGCUCUUACAACAGGAAUGCCAUGAUUUAAACAUCUCUCAUUUAGUCCAUUUGCGCUGAGAGCAGAAUUAAACCCUCAGAGUAAACAUAUUUUUAUACAACAUAUCAAACAUUAGACCUAAGUCUAAGUAGAUUCAUGAUCAUGACGACUUCAUGUUGAAUGCAGAUGACGAAGUCAGUUAUAAUUGUUGUUUAGAGACAGCAUCCUUACAGAACUCUCAUCAAACUGUACAUGGAGUUAUGUUCAUAUUCACUCUUACUUUUUUUUUUACAUGUAAAGACACUGCCUGUGAGAUAUUAUGUUGUACCUCAUUCUCUUGAGAAGGCAGCUGUGCAUUUAGUAGACUUAGGAAAGUGUAAAUCGGGGCUCUUUGAGCAGAUGUCACAGCUUCACAGUUCACUUAGACAUGAUAUAUAAAGUCUGCUUCACUUAGAAAAUAAUACUGCCUUUACUGUACCUGGGAGCAAAAUAUAACCAAAAAUAAAACUGAAUAAUUGCUCUUA